AUGAGGCUCAUGAGAUACUCGUUCACACCUGUUCAUGUGCCAGGAAAACUGUUGUACACUGCCGACACGCUAUCCCGUUCUCCAACACCAGCCAAAUCAGGUGAUUCAUUUCAUGAGGAAGUGAACUUAUAUGCUCAUCAAGUCAUAGCUGGAAUGCCUAUCAGUGAUAGCAAAUUAGAUGAUAUUAUGAUCCAUCAACAGGAGGAUGAAGCAUGCAGGCAAAUUAUGAACUAUGUAGCUGAAGGUUGGCCUGAAAAACAUAAUGUCAAGGGUUUAGUCAGCCCUUAUUUUGCUCAUAGAGCAGAGCUGACAGUGGUUAAAGGGCUGUUGAUGAUGGGACCUCGAGUCGUUAUACCAUCGUCUAUGAAAUUGGAAGUCCUGGAUAAGAUCCACGACGGUCACCAAGGGAUUGUCAAGUGCAAGGCAUUGGCCAGAAACACAGUGUGGUGGCCAAGCAUGAUGAAGAAUAUAGAGGAGUUAAUUGAAAACUGUCGCAAGUGUCAGUCUAACAGGAAAAAUCCUCCAGAACCUCUAGUUCCUACCAUGCUCCCACAACGACCAUGGCAAUACAUAGCCACUGAUGUCUAUGAACUCAAUAAAAGACUGUAUUUAGUAAUGAUUGAUUACUACUCCAGAUGGAUAGAGGUAGCUAGUCUGAGUUCAACCGCCUCAGCAGAGGUCAUAGACAGGAUGAAACGUGCAUUUUCCAGAUUCGGAAUUCCAGAUCAAGUAAAAUCUGACAACGCCAGCUACUAUACAUCAAGGGAAUUUAAGAUGUUCACUUUAGAUUACGGGUUUCGACAUGUCACUAGCAGCCCAGGUCAUGCUUCAGGCAACGGUGAAGCAGAGAGAGCAGUGCAAACAGCUAAACGUCUCCUAGCUGGCUCUCAAGAUCCUUAUCUUGCUUUGCUACAGUAUAGAGCGACACCAUUGGCUAAUGGUUAUUCUCCAGCUGAGCUAAUGAUGUCAAGGAGGCUAAAAACCAAAGUGCCGGUGGCCCCGUCUCAGCUGUCCCCAAACCUUGUGCAGAAUCAUGCCCUACGUCAGUUUGAAGACAAUCACAAAACCAAACAGAAGCUGCACUUUGACAGAAGGCAUUCAGCGAGGCCUCUUGUUCCCUUAGAGAAGGGAGAUGAAGUGAUGGUACAAGACAGAGGACAGUCUGGAAUAGUAGUGGAGAAGUGCACACCUCGUUCUUAUGUGAUCCAUACGGACACUGGGUCAUAUAGAAGGAAUAGAGUACAGAUCAACAAGAUACCACCCCCACCCCCAGCUGCAGCUACAUCUCCAGCCAAACCCACACCGGUGCCAGUACCUCCAUCACCUAAACUUCCUUCACCCCAAACUGCUAACACUGCAGAAGGAACUGGCACAUCAAAAGUGUACACCAGAUCUGGCCGUCAAUCUAAGCCCUCAUCUAGAUUGAAGGAUUAUGUGCCAUAA
Pocillopora verrucosa is the source of this 1443-nucleotide messenger RNA. NCBI's taxonomy places the organism in Eukaryota, Metazoa, Cnidaria, Anthozoa, Scleractinia, Pocilloporidae. The record is from RefSeq and is a predicted model, not a curated record.